This is a messenger RNA of Xenia sp. Carnegie-2017, 685 nucleotides long. RefSeq lists its product as uncharacterized. The record is from RefSeq and is a predicted model, not a curated record. NCBI's taxonomy places the organism in Eukaryota, Metazoa, Cnidaria, Anthozoa, Malacalcyonacea, Xeniidae. The coding region runs from base 29 to 475 and encodes 148 amino acids. The transcript has 2 exons.
CGGAAGCGCUUUAAAAUGAGUUAACAAAAUGGCGACUUUCGUUGGAGCGAUGAAUGUCUAUUUGAAAUUACCAUCGAGAUAUUUGCUAACAACGUCAUUUUUCAGAGCAACUAAGCACAUGUUGAUUUGUAAUUGUAAAAGAACUGUUUCUCCACUCAUGCAUCUACACAUUUAUCCUAAAAAGCAUUACUCUUCAUCAUCAAGUGAAGAAAUUUCAAAAGAUGAACCAAUAGCAUUUUCAAAGUCUGCUGCGAAAAAUCAUACAGUAAAUGACACUUUAUACUAUGAUAGUGGUCGACGAAGCUCCUUUACAGGACUGGUGAUAACAUUUGGCAUGCUUUUUUGCAUUGUAUAUUUUGGAUUUUUACGCCAGGAAGGUGAAACUGAACAGAAAAUUUUUAAUAAGAUUCUUGAACUACAGAACUCAAAUGCAUCUGAAGAAUCAGAGAAUGAUCCUGUUGAAAAUAAUACUUAGGAAUUGUUCUAAAUGUAGUUACGUUGGGAUAAUAAAUGAUACAGAUGGACUUGAAGUUGCUUAAACUUUUUACAAAAUGUAUCCUAUCAUGUACCUAUACACAAGAAUGUUUUUAAAAAAUCCAACAUUGUUGUUUUUCAAGGAAUUUUCAUAAUUCCGAUAUUAAAUAAUAAUUGUAAAGUGGAAGCAUAUCCAUUCAUGGAUAGAGAA